GCAAGCGGAUCCAGUUAGAGAGUUUCGGUCGGGGCUCCGACAAUGUUAUAAUUGGUUUAGCUUUUUUGAAAUUCUCCAUGGCGGACGAGAAAGAGAUCGUCGAUAUCUAUAGCUCGGAUGAGGAAGAAGAAGAAGAUGAUGAUGAUGAUAAUGUCGAUAGCGAGAGUAGCAGCGAAGAAGAAGACGAAGAAGAAGAAGAUGAUGAUCGGAGUUUGAGUGGAGAUGAUAGCGAAUUAAGCGAAGAUGAUUCUACGGAUUCGAAUUCGGAUUCUGAUGACGAUGACGACGAAGAUGAGGAAGGCGAUGAUAACGAAGACGAAGAAGACUCUCUUGUUGAUAAAGUCACUCGUCUAUUCAAAGGGAAACAAGAUUGAGAGACUCAUCUACAUUUCUUAGCUGAGAAAGCUUUCUUAAGGAUAAUAGAUAGGAGCAAAGAAGCAGUUUAUCAAAGAUCAUCUAUUGGAAAGGUAAACUAAAUCAUAUACUGUUCCUAUAUACAAUGCUCAGAGAUGUCGAGAAUUUGUUUUACAGAGGGAUAUUUUUUGUUCUCUUUACACUUAUAUAGUUAUCUCAGCUUCAAUUAGAGAGUUUUAGAGAUAUGGCUAUUCCCCAAAAACGAUUUGUAAACUCUUGUUUUGAUUACUAUAAGUACGAAAUGUAUCUGAUGAAUACCAGUAUUUAUAUAACUCACUGUUCCCGGUGUA
This is a messenger RNA of Capsella rubella, 704 nucleotides long. Its product is annotated as prostatic spermine-binding protein. The transcript has 4 exons. The record is from RefSeq and is a predicted model, not a curated record. Bases 78 to 374 code for a protein of 98 amino acids. NCBI's taxonomy places the organism in Eukaryota, Viridiplantae, Streptophyta, Magnoliopsida, Brassicales, Brassicaceae.